CUCUACAGGGCAGUUUAUCCAGCUAUAGUGUGGGAACGGGGCAACUAGCAGACUACAGAGAGAGAGAGAGAGUGCACAGAGAGAAUAACGCCUAGCUUAUAAACCGGGAGCUGCUGCAGGACAUGCGUUUAAAUUUUAGAGUGAAGGAGUCGGAUCUUUAGUCCAGGUCUGCAGCAGGGGGUCGGGGUGAGGUUGUAGUGCAGUCUGAGGGUCUGUAUUAAAGCUAAAGCUGGUGAUUAGAUUCGGUCACUUGUUUAUAAUGGCUGGAAUAACGUCUAUCGAAGCCGUGAAGCGGAAAAUCCAGUCUCUGCAGCAGCAGGCCGAUGAGGCGGAGGACCGGGCUGAGGCGCUGCAGAGGGAGAUGGACGCGGAGAGGCACGCCAGGGAGCGGGCAGAGGCAGAGGUGGCCUCCCUGAACAGACGUAUCCAGCUGGUUGAGGAAGAGUUGGACAGAGCCCAGGAGAGAUUGGCCACCGCACUUCAGAAACUCGAGGAAGCAGAGAAAGCUGCAGAUGAGAGCGAGAGAGGAAUGAAGGUCAUAGAGAACAGAGCGACAAAAGAUGAGGAGAAGAUGGAGCUCCAGGAGAUGCAGCUGAAGGAGGCCAAACACAUCGCUGAAGAGGCUGACCGCAAAUAUGAGGAGGUGGCCCGUAAGCUGGUCAUCCUUGAGGGUGAUUUGGAGCGUUCUGAAGAGCGUGCCGAGGUGGCUGAGGCUCGAUCCAGGCAGCUGGAGGAGGAGCUUAGACUCAUGGACCAGAAUUUGAAAUCCAUGAUGUGCGGGGAGGAAGAGUACUCCACAAAGGAAGACAAAUAUGAAGAGGAAAUCAAAGUGCUCACUGAGAAACUGAAAGAGGCUGAGACUCGUGCUGAGUUCGCAGAGAGGUCUGUGGCUAAGCUGGAGAAGACCAUUGAUGAUUUGGAAGAGAAACUAGCCCAGGCUAAAGAGGAGAACCUAGGCAUCCACCAAGUGCUGGACCAGACUCUAAUGGAGCUGAACAAUUUAUAAAGCAAGAACGCUGCGUCACAAACAAGAGUCUUACACGGCAUAGAGCUUUCCAAUGAAGCCCAAAGCACCUCUGCCUAUGUGCACACAUCCCUCACAGGGGUAAGGUCUUAAUAGCUGCAGUUUUAUAAACAAUGAUGUCCAGAAAUUACACUCUGCCACUUAAUUCUCGCAGAUUGAUGUCCCGUGAAAAGUUUUUUAGCUACCAGUCCAAUAAGAGGCUUUAUCUGUACUUGUAGAAAAUCAGUAACACAUCCUUUACUAGUGUAGACUUGAAGUAGGUUCAUUACAGCAGCCUAACCAGUAUGUGACCAAAGUUAAUUUGCAUCUUUUUACUAACAAGUGUUGUAUUCAGGGAGCUAUUAGCUCUUUCAUGUUGAAGAAGAAUGCUUUAAUAACUGGUUAACUGUUCCAACCCAAGCGCUUUUAACCAUUCCAAAGUUUUAUGAGAACAAAAUUUAUCCAAACCUUUUUUUUAAAUGUAUUUUUAAUAUAACAUUUAAUAUGGACUGAUUUCCAUGUGUGUAAAUUAAGCACAGGAUGUUUUCUCCUAAUUAACACUUAAAACAGAAGGCUCUAGGUCUGUUUUAGGCACUUAAAGAAAAGAUUAUCUAAUUUUCUUAAUUAAAUAGUACUUCCUGGUGAUCACAUCUGAUGUGUGAUUGAUGAUUGACACAAAUAUUGCGAUUCUAUGCUUCUUUACAAAUGUGAAGUUGGUCCAGUGAUGAUUUCUACUCCAAAAAUUACUGCAAUGGCCAAAGUAUCAUGUUGAUCCACUAUCAGAUCAUUUUCCACCUCAAAUGAAGUUGACUCCUGAAUGUGAUUUGUGUUUUUGUGUAUUUUACUGUGAGAUGUUUGAAUGAAGUUUCAGAAAACGGUUAUUUUUUUCUCACUCAUUUUUUUCCCUUUACAUUUUUAUUAAAUUUGGUAUUAAAGGAAUCAGGAAAACAAAAUGUUUUACAAUAAACGUUUUUUUAUGUAAAUUGAAAGAUGGCUUUUACUGUAUUCUAAACGAAGAAAUUUGAUGAAUGAAUGUCUCAUCAACAAAUCCUUAAUUAUUGAUUACAGCCUGUUUUUAAUGCAUCACCUGUCUAUGCAGUUGUGUAAGCUCUUUGUUAAAGAUGAUUAAAAUGUUGAAUACAA
Molecule: messenger RNA, 2146 nt
Organism: Astyanax mexicanus (Mexican tetra)
Lineage: Eukaryota; Metazoa; Chordata; Actinopteri; Characiformes; Acestrorhamphidae
Gene: tpm2
Product: tropomyosin 2 (beta)
Exons: 8
Coding region: 260-1006 (248 amino acids)
Biological process (GO): actin filament organization; muscle contraction
Cellular component (GO): actin filament
Molecular function (GO): actin filament binding
Source: RefSeq, a predicted model, not a curated record